CGGCCAGACAGGCCUUGAUCACGACGAAACAACAUGCCCGCCCCCGUCAAGCCACAAGUCGCACCAGGCAGUAUCAAGGCCUACUACCAGGCUAAGAUAGAGGCUGCUGAACUUCUUAUCAACCAGAAGACGCAAAACCUUCGGCGUCUGGAGGCACAGCGGAAUGCACUGAACGCUCGGGUCAGGUUGUUGAGAGAGGAGCUCCAGCUGCUUCACGAGCCUGGAAGCUACGUCGGUGAGGUCGUGAAGGUGAUGGGCAAGAAGAAGGUUCUUGUGAAGGUUCAGCCCGAGGGCAAAUACAUCGUCGACUUCAACUCGGACAUCGAUGUUGCCUCCCUUACUCCCUCCAUCCGCGUUGCCCUCCGAUCUGACUCGUACACCAUCCACAAAAUCCUCCCCAACAAGGUCGACCCACUCGUCUCGCUCAUGAUGGUCGAGAAGGUGCCCGACAGCACCUACGAGAUGGUCGGCGGUCUCGACAAGCAGAUCAAGGAAAUCAAGGAAGUCAUCGAGCUCCCCGUCAAACACCCCGAGCUGUUCGAGGCGCUCGGUAUCGCCCAGCCCAAGGGUGUUCUCCUGUACGGCCCGCCAGGUACGGGCAAGACCCUUCUCGCGCGUGCGGUCGCGCACCACACGGACUGCAAGUUUAUUCGCGUGUCGGGUUCGGAGCUCGUGCAGAAGUACAUUGGUGAGGGUAGUCGGAUGGUGCGCGAGCUGUUCGUCAUGGCCCGCGAGCAUGCGCCGUCGAUCAUUUUCAUGGAUGAGAUCGACUCUAUUGGAAGCUCUCGUGGGGAUAGCGGCUCCGGAGGAGGCGACUCUGAAGUGCAACGGACGAUGUUAGAGCUACUGAACCAGCUGGACGGGUUCGAGGGGACAAAGAACAUCAAGGUCAUCAUGGCCACGAACCGGAUAGAUAUCCUCGAUCCCGCUCUUCUUCGUCCUGGACGGAUAGAUCGUAAGAUUGAGUUCCCGCCACCUGGGCCUGAAGCCCGCGUUAGUAUUCUGCGCAUUCACUCACGCAAAAUGUCUCUGCAACGUGGUAUCAACCUCCAAGUGCUUGCAGAGAAGAUGGGUCAAUGUUCGGGUGCCGAAGUUCGGGGUAUCUGUACCGAAGCUGGCAUGUACGCAUUGCGUGAGCGGCGUCAACACGUCACACAGGAGGACUUUGAGUUUGCGAUUGCGAAGGUACUAAAGAAGAACCAAGAAGGAAACACGUCUGUAAACAAGCUCUUCUCAUAGAGCACUUGAUCUGCAUUAGUGUGUCUCUAGUCUAUUUUAAUUCCACUUUGCUUUGUCGC
Coniophora puteana RWD-64-598 SS2 is the source of this 1298-nucleotide messenger RNA. RefSeq names its product 26S proteasome regulatory complex ATPase RPT6. Gene Ontology annotation, cellular component: proteasome regulatory particle, base subcomplex. The transcript has 6 exons. Gene Ontology annotation, molecular function: ATP hydrolysis activity; ATP binding; proteasome-activating activity. Bases 34 to 1239 code for a protein of 401 amino acids. Gene Ontology annotation, biological process: proteasome-mediated ubiquitin-dependent protein catabolic process. The record is from RefSeq and is a predicted model, not a curated record. Lineage: Eukaryota; Fungi; Basidiomycota; Agaricomycetes; Boletales; Coniophoraceae.